Zea mays is the source of this 1849-nucleotide messenger RNA. RefSeq names its product calcium ion binding. The record is from RefSeq and is a predicted model, not a curated record. NCBI's taxonomy places the organism in Eukaryota, Viridiplantae, Streptophyta, Magnoliopsida, Poales, Poaceae. Bases 92 to 1177 code for a protein of 361 amino acids. Gene Ontology annotation, cellular component: Golgi apparatus. The transcript is spliced from 6 exons.
GAACGGCCUACCAUCUCCAUUGGCAUCCACAUCCGUGACAGACUGACAGCCCUUGACACUGGUCCUGGUCCCAGCCCUCCCUCGCACUCCUAUGGCGAUCCCUCCCCGGAUCACGGCGGCCGGUGGCGGCGGUCGCAAGACGAGGGUGCCGCCGCUCCCACCGGCGAGAACUCUCCUGACAGCCUUUGCCGCGGCGGUGGCGCUGGCUAUCCUUUGCUUCCUCUCCUCGUCCCCCACCGCCACGCUGUCGGGUUCAUGGAGAUCCGGGGCCAGAAGCGGUGACAAGUACCUCUACUGGGGCAGCCGCGUGGACUGCCCCGGCAAACACUGCGGCUCCUGCGCGGGGCUCGGGCACCAGGAGUCCAGCCUCCGCUGUGCUCUCGAGGAGGCCCUUUUCCUCGGCAGAAUAUUUGUGAUGCCCUCAAGAAUGUGCCUAAGUUCACUGCAUAACACCAAGGGAAUUAUCCAAAAUGGUGCAACUACAAAACAGAGAUGGGAAGAAAGUUCAUGUGCAAUGGAAUCUCUAUAUGAUAUAGAUCAGAUCUCAAGAACAGUACCAGUUAUUCUGGACAACUCAAAAAACUGGCACGAUAUAGUAUCAAGAAGCAUGAAACUAGAAGUGGGAGGUGUGGCACAUGUGCAAGGAAUUAGCAGAGGUGAACUCAAACAAAAUUCCAUAUACUCAACAGCUCUCAUAAUAAAUCGCACUGCAAGUCCCCUUGCUUGGUUUAUGGAGUGCAAGGAUCGCAAGAAUCGUAGCUCAGUGAUGUUAUCCUACAACUUUUUGCCAAGUAUGCCAGCGGAAAAACUGAGGAAUGCAGCAAAUAAGAUGAAAGAAAUACUUGGUGAUUAUGAUGCUAUUCAUGUGAGACGUGGUGAUCUAUUGAAAAAUCGGAAAGAUAGAUUUGGUGUUGAACGGAGCCUUCAUCCUCAUCUAGACAGAGACACCCGACCUGAGUACAUUAGAAAAAGAAUUGCACAAUGGAUUCCACCAGGUCGAACAUUAUUCAUUGCAUCAAAUGAAAGAACUCCAGGCUUCUUUUCCCCUCUGUCAGACAGGUUUCUACCUCUAUGUGUGCUAUUAUAUCAAGAACCACUUUGUGCUUACCGAAAGUGUUUGCUCAUUCAUUUGGCAACAAUUCAGGUACAAGUUAGCGUACUCGUCCAACUUCAGUAGCAUAUUGGAGCCAAUAAUUGAGAAUAACUAUCAGUUAUUCAUGGUAGAGAGGCUAAUGAUGCAAGGAGCAAAGACAUUUAUCAAGACAAUGCGAGAAUUUGGGAGUGAUUUAACCCUUUGUGAUGAUCCCAAAAAGAACACCAAAGUCUGGCAAAAGCCAGUAUAUACAGAUGAUUGACGUUAGUUGGUCGUCAAAUAUAAUGCAGACUUGCAGAGCUCACUCUUUUAGCAACCUGAUGGCCUGACAUGGACAGCUGAUUAAACCUGAAGCUGGCAUGGUAGUGUUUGCUGUUAUUGCAGAAGCCGUCUAAAAUCAGCCAGCAGUGGUGGACACUACACCUACGGUUCAUUUCAGCGCAUCUAUUCAUACUACCACGUGUACUUAUAAUCUGGAAAAAGCCAAAAAGUCAUGACCUUUUUUUUUCAUAAUUUUACAAUUAGGAAGUAGUUCACAACUUACAAGAGAAGAUUUGUUUGCAGAUUUAGAAUGCAUAUACAUGUCACAUCCUUCUGUACAGCAUGUGUAAGAAUGAACCAGCACUGUGAGGCUUAUGUGUGGAGAAUAUCAGUAAUUGUUAUUAUCUUUUAAUUCGUAUGGGUGUGUAAGAAACAACCUGCACAGUGAGGCUUAUGUGUGGAGAAUAUCAUGAAUUGGUUGUUAUCUUUUAAUUU